Molecule: messenger RNA, 2131 nt
Organism: Cyclopterus lumpus (lumpfish)
Lineage: Eukaryota; Metazoa; Chordata; Actinopteri; Perciformes; Cyclopteridae
Gene: phkg2
Product: phosphorylase kinase, gamma 2 (testis)
Exons: 10
Coding region: 235-1407 (390 amino acids)
Biological process (GO): protein phosphorylation; glycogen biosynthetic process
Cellular component (GO): phosphorylase kinase complex
Molecular function (GO): ATP binding; phosphorylase kinase activity; calmodulin binding
Source: RefSeq, a predicted model, not a curated record
CACUGUUUCGAGGAAUGUGACUAGAAUGUCAACAGACCUCAGUUGCUAAGCUAGCUCGCGGUUGUUAACAUUAUCGGGAGCUAAAGUUUGACACUGUCGCCGCAGAAUUGCACACAGUUAUGGCUUCUCGACAGAUCCCUCGAGCUGUGAUGGCACUUCAAUUCUGAGUACAUAUUCGCCGUCUCCCGCUCACCCUUAUCGUUUGAUUGCAUACAUGGUUCAUAUUCUGUCAUCAUGACCAAAGACAUCGUUGUUGGAGAUGAAUUACCAGACUGGGUGGGGGCCAAGGAGUUCUAUCAGAAAUAUGACCCGAAAGAGGUGAUUGGCAGGGGAGUCAGCAGUGUGGUGCGCAGGUGUGUACACAGACACACGGGUCAAGAGUUGGCAGUGAAGAUUAUUGAGAUCACAGCGGAGAAGAUGACAGUUCUGCAGCUGGAGGAGGUGAAGACCUCCACGCUGAAGGAGAUCCAAGUCCUCAACAUGGUGAAGGGACACUCCUCCAUCAUCACUCUUAUUGAUUCCUAUGAGUCCACAACCUUCAUAUUUUUGGUGUUUGACCUCAUGAGGCGAGGAGAGCUGUUUGACUACCUCACAGAGAAAGUUACUUUGAGUGAGAAGGAAACCAGGUGUAUGAUGCGAGCUUUGCUGGAGGCCGUGCAGUACCUUCACUCCUUCAACAUCGUCCACCGGGACUUAAAGCCUGAAAACAUUCUCCUUGAUGAUCAUGGACACAUCAAACUGUCAGACUUUGGUUUCUCUGUUCAGCUACAACCUGGAGAAAAGCUUAGAGAGCUAUGUGGGACGCCCGGUUACUUGGCCCCUGAAAUACUGAAAUGUUCGAUGGAUGAAAUGCACAUGGGCUAUGGCCAAGAGGUCGAUCUCUGGGCGUGUGGCGUGAUCCUUUUCACCUUACUGGCCGGCUCGCCACCGUUCUGGCAUCGCAAGCAGAUGCUGAUGCUGCGGAUGAUCAUGGAGGGUCGCUAUCAGUUCAGCUCACCAGAGUGGGAUGACAGGUCUGACACUGUGAAAGAUCUGAUAUCCAGGCUGCUGGUGGUGGACCCAGCUGUUCGUCUCACCGCUGAGCAAUCUCUAGCACAUCCUUUCUUCAGACAGUACCAGAAAGAGGAUGUGCGGCUCUUCAGUCCCAGAAAGACAUUUAGAGUGUUGAUAGUGAGCGUGCUGGCCUGUAUCAGGAUGUACAGCCGCUACCGCAGGGCUCGGCCACUGACUCGGGAAGUGCUGGCCAGAGAUCCUUACUCCCUUCGUGGUGUCCGCAAACUCAUCGAUGGCUGCGCCUUCCGAAUCUACGGACACUGGGUGAAGAAAGGGGAGCAGCAGAACCGAGCCGCCCUCUUUCAGAACACGGCUAAAAUCAUGCUGCUGGGCCUGGAGGACUUUGAAACAUAAAAAGGUCAACCUCAUUCCUAACCACAAUGCUUUUUAUCUAAACAUUUGCAUGUGCUUUCAUGUCAGUGUUUGUGAUGUGGAAUUACUGUGUUUAAUUUUAAGAUGAGGAAUUUAGGGACCGGGAUGUUUGUGGGCCUAGUGCACGCUGCGGUUCUGCAAAUUAAGCAUGCACAUCUUAUCUUAUCUGCCCUUUUGAUCCAAGUUUGUGGCUGUUGGAAACUCUUCUUGUCAGGUCAUCAUGUUUGCGGUAAAGGACACAUUGCACAAUCAUUUGAAAUAACACAUCACAUAUAAGUACAUCAUUUGUAUUUAUGAUAUUAUGUGUCAGUUAUAACUGAGGAGAGGAUGUGUUUCUAAGCACGGUGGGGCUGAAGUGGACAUUAAAGCACUGCGAUUAAUUAUUUAAUAGAUGAAUCUAUACACAUAAUGUUCCAAUGUACAUAUAUUCUAGUGUUACAAAUCAGUACUGGUUUUUGAGAGAGUAACCUGCAGCUAUCAUGCAUGCAGUCGUUCAUUAAUGGGAAACCCGCAUAAAAUAACUGUGAAAACUAGUGAUUGUAUUUAAGCAACACCAUUCCAUACUCAGUUCAUUUUUCAGUUUAAUAAGUAGCACUUUUUUGGAAAGUGCCUCUCUAAGUAAUAGUAAUUGUACAAAUGCAGAUAUGACGUACUGUAUAUGAAAAAAAGAAUGUUUUAUUGAUAAUAAAACUAAUGUUUGAGCUUA